AAGAAUCCCAAGAAUAUUAUCCACUAAAAAUGUCGAGGAAUAAAGAGAAGCGUGUUCUCGGUUGUGAUUAGAUUAUAAAAGAGUUGUUAUCAAUUUGUUAUAGCCUAUCGAAAUCAUCAAGUGAAAUUGUUAUCAUUAGUGACGAUGAAACAAAAGCUAGGCCACCAUUCGUUAAAACAGAAGCGGAUAUUGACGUAUUCGGCGCUAAGGAACCAUUUGAUAGUGCUACUUUGCUGAACAUUCUCCUUUGUGAUCCACAUGAACUGGAAUGCAAGCAGAAACCUAGUUCAAUCAGAAAAGAUUUCAUGUGUACGCUAAAUUCGGAAAAGAUCCCUAUGAGUUCAUGAUUGGCUGAUGACAAUGGAGCAUAUACUAAUGCUGGAACAUCUUCAAAAUAUUUUCACGUAGAAUUUACCUGUAUGGGAAACAUCAAUUCUAUGAUGAUUCUAUGAUGAUUUUCGGCAUGAUGGUUCAUGCCGAAAAUAAUGGAUUUUAUUAUCGUGAACGUGUAAAAGGGAAAAACCAAUAUGAAAAAGUUGUUGUUGAUCAAGAAAGAGUUUACCAGCUGACAAGACGGUAUCGUCGGAAUAAAGCCAACCCUCCCUUACACAUACAAUUGUAUAUGUGUCAGCCAAAAGUAGGACAGACCAUCAUGAAAAGUAUUAUUUGAGCAUGUAUAAAGUAGACAAUAAAGAUGGGGCUGUCGUAGACUUUGAAAAUUCGUUCGUUGUCCCACGCCAUGGAAAUGCCUCAAAACCACUUGCCAGCCCGUAUUAUCGUACCGAUCAGUCAGUUUUGAAGGAAAUCACAAAAAACUUAGAGGAUGGAAGAAGUUGUGACUCGACAUACAAAAAGUUUUCCGUGACACCGUCAUCAUCACCAUGUUCCUCUGUCAGUUCAGAGUUGAGAAAUCCAAAACAGGUUCAUAAACCUAAAGCACAAUGCAACUAAAUCCAAGAAUCUUGUGUUGACCACCAACUACCAACCAAAUGAUGAUGUAUUCAAGAUAGUUUCAAGUUUGAGAAGUGAAUUAGGGAAUUUCACAAAAGCUGUUACUAUAUUCAAGGAUCAUUUCAUUUCCAUUCAUGUGACAGAGCAGCAGAUAAAAGAUCUUGUAAGAUUUUGUGUUGAAGGAAAUUCUGUGCUGAGAGUAGACACUACCUUCGAGAUCAUUGAGAAUUUCUGGGUCACUGACACAUCUCAUACGAACGAAUCCUUGAUAAGUGAAAACUCUGGUGAAUCCCCUGAUUUUCCAGGGCCUAUCAUGCUACACUUUAGGAAGGACACGUUCACAUACCAAGCAUUUGCUUCACAUCUUGUAAUGAUCAAUCCAGACUUGAAAAACAUUAAAAAGUUUGGAACAGACUUGGACCGUGCCCUCAUAAAUGGAAUGCGAAAUGUGUUUGAGAUUGCUGAUCCUUUGAUCUGUGUUCAACAUUUACAGGAAAGAGAUAGUCGAAAGUUAGAUAAGUUAUCAGCUUCAUCACGUUCAAAACAAAGAAUACUCACUGAUUUAGGCAGCAAACAAAAUCAAAGCUUGCAAUUAGGUUUGGCUGAUUUUAUGGAUGAUGACGAUUUUUCCAUCAAAUUGAAAAGUCUCAAAGAAAUCUGGGAUCCUUUGGUUCCAGGGUUUCACAGCUGGUUUGAAGAGAAACGUUCUCAGAUUUUUGUUACAUCUGUUAUAAAUAGUGCAAAAGAUCGAGUUGGAAUUAACAGUGUGUUUUAUAACAACCGUUUAGAGGUUAUGCACAAACUUCAGAAAAAACUGAAAAAGGAAGACGACAUUCCACACGAAGUUGUUGCCAUGGUUAAGAUGCUAAAGGAAUGGUCAGAAUCAUAUUAUCAUGAAGCGGUUCGUGCAGUCAGAGGAAUAGGGAAGUAUCGUUUAGCUCCAGAUUUCCAAACGUUUGCUAUUGAUCCAGUACGAUCGAUUCGUUGGGGAUGUGAUAGACAAGAGCAGCAUUUGGAUGCAUUCUUUUCAUUCACUCCUGAAGUCACAUGGCUGUUCAAACGACCUGCUAAUGCAGGGCAAAAGUCUACGGUGGUGAAAAAAAGACGUGACAAAGAUGAACCUCAAUUAUUUUCUCAGAGGAUUGGGUCUUCAGCAUCGCCAAGCAGCAAUCCCCAAGCAAAUAAAAAAGUUACUCCUUUGAAGCUGAGGAAAGAUGAAAAUGGUAAUUUUGUUGCAUCUCAGUCAUCUGGAUCACCAGCAAGUUCUACAUUCUCUGCAGUGGAUCCAUUGAAUCCUUUUCGAUCAGAAUCACGAUUGUAUUAUUUGGUUUCGAAAUUUGACAAAAAGACUUGCCCAGGACAAGUGACAAGAUGUGAGCAAUGUCGGUUCGUAUUUAGUAAUGCAGACAUAGUACUCGUUCGUACAACUGGUGUGAGGGAAUUUAAUACAGGAAACGUCUAUUUACAUUAUCUGAAGAGCUGUUUGACUGGAUAUGAUGACAAGUUUAAAUUCUCCGCUGUGACUGUUCUACAAGAAACAUUGAAAAAACUCCCACCAGAUUCUGUCCGUAAGUUUCGAGACAUGGGAUUGCAAAUCGAACCAUAACUUUUAGUAUAGCGAGAUGAACCAUAACUUUUAGUAUAGUGAGAUAUUCUGUUCAAUAUUGUUGAUGCUGUUUUCCUCUAUAUUUUUGUUUGUAUCUAAAAAGAAUGAAUGCAUAAACAUCAGUUUGAUCUGAGAUAAAUUAUUGCGAGAACUUGCUGGGCAUUGUUACUUGAUUUUGUUCGUUCACUUUUAACCAUAGGGACAUGUUAAUGAAGAACUGGUUCAUUUUUGAGGAAAUGUUGCAAAACCAACUUUUGUUAUAGUUUUAUUCAUGAUUUUUGAAUUUUCAAAUUGGUUGCCAGUUCUUCAAGAACAUGUCCAUAGAAACAACGUUUUUAUCCAUGACUUACUAUAGCUUUUUUUGUCCUACUAUACUACAUAUUUUUUUACCCGGUAUUACAGUUUUUAUAAGUAAAGUUUUUUUAUAUACUUAAUAGUUUGUAUAGUUUUUGAUACCUUGAGUGGAUUAAAUUUUGCGAGUUUUAACAUGAUUCACGAAAAUACAAUUUUUUGACCUCGCAAAAUUAAUCCACCUUUUUUAUACAGUUUGUACUCCUUUAUUGUAAAUAUUAUUAUUGUUAUUUAUGAUUUUGUUCGGAUUAGAGGUUUCAAAAUGUUGUUGUUUUUCUUCUCAUGUUAAUGCCAAUUUUCGUUCUAAAAUACAUUCGCAUCAAGCUUGAGUUUCUGGUAGGUUCUAGUGGAUUGUGGCUGGGUUCUGGUGGGUUCUACCGGGUUCUGGUGGGUUCUACCGGGUUCUGGCGGGUUCUACCGGGUUCUGGUGGGUUCUACCGGGUUCUGGUGGGUUCUACCGGGUUCUGGUGGGUUCUACUAGGUUCACCUUUUAGUAACUACGAGCCUAAAACACAUUAUCCUAAAGUUUAUUGCAAAAGAAGAAUUUCCUCUAAAGUGAGACUGAUUUCUCCGAUCAGUAAUGUCCGUUACAUGGAAUUGCUCUAUAUAUAUUGUUUGUUUUUCUUUCUUUUUUUUUGCUGAAUUAUUUUUUUGUUUUCUUAAAAAUUAGAGUCUGUCAGGCCUGCAGAACAACUAUAUAAUUAAG
Molecule: messenger RNA, 3614 nt
Organism: Hydractinia symbiolongicarpus
Lineage: Eukaryota; Metazoa; Cnidaria; Hydrozoa; Anthoathecata; Hydractiniidae
Exons: 3
Coding region: 1265-2557 (430 amino acids)
Source: RefSeq, a predicted model, not a curated record